GAGACAAUAAAACUGCAAUCCUACUUCAGUUAUGGCUUUGAUCAUGUUAAGUUGCUUUCACACCUGCGGUUGCGACUAGCGAGAGGAACAUAAUUUCCGUACCGCAAAACCAGCAUGCUCAAAGAUGCUGUUGAAAAAACCAGUUGCAGGAGUAACACUUCGUUUGGGGACAAACGGUUCGAGCAUUUUUUUUAUUGCCAAGAAGCUGUUAUCAUCAUCCAACGGGCCUUUUACUGAGUUGUCUGGCCGACAUGAUCGUUUUGGGGAGGUGGAUAACCAAGAAAAUUCAAGAAAAGUUGAGAACGCAAGGCAAAGAGUAGACGAAAUAUGCCGUAUCUUGGAAAGUAGUCGUUGGGGGAUUGAAGUGGAAGAUGCCUUAUCGGUGUUCGACGAAAAGCCUCAACCAGAAUUUGUAAUUGGAGUGUUGAGGAGGUUGAAAGAUGUUACUGGAGCAAUUAAUUAUUUUCGAUGGGCUGAAAGAGUAACUGAUCAACCACAUUGUCCUGAAGCAUACAAUGCGUUGAUUAUGGUCAUGAUCCGUAAUAAAAAUUUUGAUUGUCUGGAACAGAUUCUUGGAGAAAUGAGUGUUGCAGGAUUUGGUCCUUCUAAUCACGCGUGUAUUGAAUUGAUUGUGAGCUGUGUUAAAUCACGUAAACUGAGAGAAGCUUUUGAUAUCAUACAAACUAUGAGGAAGUUUAAGUUGCGGCCUGCAUUUUCAGCUUAUACCACUCUAAUUGGUGCUCUAUCUGCGGUUAAUGAGUCUGAUCUAAUGCUCACUCUGUUUCAUCAAAUGCAGGAGCUGGGUUAUGAAGUAAGCAUUCAUUUGUUUACAACUCUCAUCCGGGUCUUUGCCAAGGAUGGCCGGGUUGAUGCUGCUUUAUCCUUGUUGGAGGAGAUGAAAAGCAAUUCUUUUGAUGCUGAUAUUGUUCUUUAUAAUGUAUGUAUAGACUGUUUCGGUAAGGUGGGUAAGUUGGAUAUGGCAUGGAAAUUUUUCCAUGAGAUGAAAGCACAAGGUUUGGUUCCUGAUGAUGUUACUUAUACAAGCAUGAUAGGAGUUCUCUGUAAAGCUAACAUGCUGGACGAAGCUGUGGAAAUAUUUGAGCAGAUGGAACACAACAGGAAGGUACCCUGUGCGUAUGCAUACAACACCAUGAUUAUGGGUUAUGGGUUGGCUGGAAAGUUUGAUGAAGCAUAUAAUUUACUAGAGAGACAGAAAGCAAAGGGUUGCAUUCCAAGUGUCAUUGCAUAUAACGGCAUUCUUACAUGCCUAAGGAAGAAGGGGAGAGUAGAUGAGGCAUUGAGAAUAUUUGAGGAGAUGAAGAGAGAUGCAGUGCCCAAUGUUUCGACCUAUAAUAUUCUUAUUGACAUGCUCUGCAAAGUUGGAAAUCUUGAUAUUGCCUUCCAGAUUCGAGAUGCCAUGAGAGAAGCUGGGUUAUUUCCUAAUAUUAGGACUAUAAACAUUAUGGUUGAUCGACUUUGUAAAGCUCAAAAACUUGAUGAAGCUUGUUCUUUGUUUGAAGGAAUGGAUCACAAAGUUUGCGCCCCAGAUGAAGUUACAUUUUGCUCACUUAUAGAUGGCUUAGGCAAGCAUGGUAGGGUGGAUGAUGCUUAUAGGCUUUAUGAAAAGAUGUUGGAUUCUGAUCAUAAUCCAAGCGCUGUUGUGUAUACAUCCCUGAUUAGGAACUUCUUUACUUCUGGUAGGAAGGAGGAUGGUCACAAGAUAUGUAAGGAAAUGCUUAAUAGAGGCUGUUCUCCUGACCUGACGCUUCUUAAUACUUAUAUGGAUUGUGUUUUCAAAGCUGGAGAAACCGAGAAGGGCAGGGCCUUGUUUGAGGAAAUAAAGGCUUAUGGAUAUAUCCCGGAUGUACGAAGCUAUUCAAUCCUAAUUCAUGGCCUUGUCAAAGCGGGUUUUGCACAAGAAACCUAUGAGUUGUAUUAUGCAAUGAAAGAGCAAGGCUUUGUUUUGGACACUCGUGCAUACAACACGGUUAUUGAUGGAUUCUGCAAAUCUGGCAAAGUGAACAAAGCUUACCAACUGCUUGAGGAAAUGAAAACGAAUGGUCACCAACCAACCGUUGUUACAUAUGGCUCUGUCAUCGAUGGACUUGCUAAAAUUGAUAGGCUUGAUGAAGCAUAUAUGCUGUUUGAAGAAGCAAAGUCACAGGGCAUAGAGUUGAAUGUAGUUAUCUAUAGCAGUCUUAUUGAUGGGUUUGGGAAGGUAGGUAGAAUUGAUGAAGCUUAUCUAAUAAUGGAAGAGUUGAUGCAGAAAGGCUUGACACCUAAUGUAUAUACAUGGAAUUGCUUGCUUGAUGCGCUGGUAAAAGCAGAGGAAAUUAAUGAGGCCAUUGUCUGUUUCCAGUCCAUGAAAGAUUUGCGGUGCACACCCAACAUUGUAACUUACAGCAUUCUCAUAAAUGGGCUUUGUAAUGUUAGAAAAUUUAACAAAGCCUUUGUGUAUUGGCAAGAGAUGCAAAAACAAGGGUUGAAACCCAAUACAAUCACAUACACCACCAUGAUAUCAGGGCUUGCAAAGGUUGGAAACAUUGUAGAGGCUAGUGGGCUAUUUGAAAGAUUUAAGGCAAAUGGGGGUAUUCCUGAUUCUGCUAGCUAUAAUGCUAUGAUUGAAGGGUUAAGUCAUGCAAAUAGGGCAAUGGAUGCAUUCACUCUUUUUGAGGAAACUCGAUUGAAAGGUCUUAAGAUUCAUACCAAAACUUGCAUUGUUCUUUUAGAUGCAUUGCAUAAGGCAGAAUAUCUGGAGCAGGCAGCAAUUGUGGGGGCUGUCUUGAGGGAAAGAGCAAAGUCUCAGCAUGCUGCAAGAUCUUGGUAGCUCCUGGUGUUUUUCAAAGUAUUGAGGGAUCGGUUGGUGACGCUCUUAGGUUUGAUCUUUCUGAUAGAGCAAUGUGUGCAAUGACAAUAUAUCGGUGGAAUCUCUGUCUGCUUCAAUUUUCAUCGGGGUUAAUUAGCUCUAAAAGAGUCCCACCAAGUAUCAACCAAGGUUUCUAUGGAUCCACCUUUUUCCCAUUUCCUCACAUGUGAAAAACAGAGCUAUCUUCAACUGGUGAUUUGUUCAUGCAGGCAUUGUAAUGGUCAAAUUACAUCGGUUCCUCUUAUGUGUCUGGCCCAACAUUUAUGGACUCGUCUAGUGGUCUUCUUCCAGUUUGCUGCUUUUAGCACCCGGAAUACAUAAGCAUUGAGAAUUAGAUGCUUCUUCAUCCUUUGAUGCAGAGAUUUAUUUGUCAUUCUCAUUCAGAAGACAAUUCUAGCCUCCAUUUGGUACACCAUUGUGCUCAUUUUUGUCAGAUUCCUUUAGCCUUUUGGCUUGUGACUAGGAAAAGGCAACUGGGAGCCGGUAAAUUAUUCUAGUUCGCUGAAAAAAUAAAGAACCGACGAAGUCCUUUUUGAGAGCUCUCAAGAUUGAUAUGGCAUGGGACCAUCCGAAACAAGUCUGCAUAUGAAGAUAUAAACUCCCAACUCUCUUGGACUAGUAAGGUGAAGACCAAAAUGGUUUUCCCCUAGAAGAUCGCUAGCCAUGAACGAUGCCAAGAAAUGUAUUUCGUAGUUGUCGAAACUAAAAAAAAAAAAAAA
Messenger RNA from Carica papaya (papaya), 3585 nucleotides. RefSeq names its product Tetratricopeptide repeat (TPR)-like superfamily protein. The record is from RefSeq and is a predicted model, not a curated record. Gene Ontology annotation, molecular function: protein binding. Lineage: Eukaryota; Viridiplantae; Streptophyta; Magnoliopsida; Brassicales; Caricaceae.